ACCCAUUGGAUUCGGGUUCGACCCGUCAAGAUUUCUGACCUUUCUGUACAGACUAUACCGCCAUAGUCAAUACCUCUUUUCCCUCACUCCAACCAAUCCUUUCUCAUAAGCAAGCUUUUGGGUAUACUCCAUUGUUCAAGAAAAAUAUGGCAGUGAUUGCAUCUGCUCCUGGGAAGGUUUUGAUUACAGGAGGUUACUUGGUUUUGGAGAGGCCUAAUGCAGGGAUUGUUCUAAGUACAAAUGCUCGGUUUUAUGCGAUUGUUAAGCCACUUUAUGGUGAGCUAAGACCCGAGUGCUGGCUUUGGUCAUGGACGGAUCUGAAGUUAACAUCUCCUCAAAUGGGCAGAGAAACUAUUUACAAAAUGUCACUAAAGCACUUCACUCUGCAGUGCACUUCAAGUGAAACAAGAAACCCUUUUGUUGAAUAUGCGGUACAAUAUGCUGUUGCAGCAGCAUACGCAACAGCUGAUAAUGACAGAAAGAAUUUACUGCAGAAACUGCUUUUGCAAGGUUUUGAUAUCACCAUUUUAGGCAGCAAUGACUUCUAUUCUUACCGAAAUCAGAUUGAAGCACAUGGCCUCCCGUUAACCCCCGAAUCAUUAGCAUCCCUUCUGCCAUUUACUUCAAUAACCUUAAACUCUGAACAAUCAGACGGUCAAAAUUCUAAGCCUGAAGUUGCAAAAACUGGAUUGGGCUCUUCUGCUGCUAUGACCACAGCAGUGGUUGCUGCUUUACUUAAUUACCUCGGGGUUGUCAAUCUUACCUCUUACAGUGGAGCCCAACAUCAAGAAAAUUUGGAUGUGGUACAUAUUAUAGCCCAAACCGCUCACUGUAUGGCGCAAGGAAAAGUUGGCAGUGGGUUCGAUGUCAGUUCAGCUGUUUAUGGAAGUCAUCGCUACAUUCGGUUUUCUCCGGAAGUGAUUUCUUCUGCUCAGAAUGCACUCAUGGCCCUGCCACUAGAAGAGGUGAUUUCGGCUGUCUUGAAGGGCAAAUGGGAUCAUGAGAGAACCAAAUUUUCGUUACCGCCUUUAAUGAAACUGUUAUUAGGUGAACCAGGUACUGGAGGUUCGUCUACUCCAUCUAUGGUUGGUGCUGUAAAAAAUUGGCAAAAGUCUGACCCACAGAAGUCAUUAGAUACAUGGAGACAGCUGUCAGAGGCAAAUACAACUCUUGAAGCACAAUUAAAUCGGCUGAGCAAAUUAGCAGAAGAACAUUGGGAGACAUAUAAAGGCGUCAUCUACUACUGCAGCAUGCACCAAUCAGAGAAGUGGAUAAAGCAACCCAGUGAUGCAGUCAGCCAAGAAAUUGUAAAAGCGUUAUUUGGAGCUAGGGAAGCCAUGCUUAACAUCAGGUGUUACAUGAAGUUGAUGGGGUUGGCUGCAGGAAUCCCUAUAGAACCUGAUUCACAAACUGAGCUUUUGGAUGCCACCAUGAACAUGCCCGGAGUCCUGUUGGCAGGUGUUCCUGGAGCGGGAGGCUUUGAUGCAGUAUUUGCAGUUACUUUAGGAGAUUCAGGCAAUGACCUGGCUAAAGCAUGGAGCUCACAUAAUGUUUUGGCCUUGCUGGUUAGAGAAGAUCCUCAUGGUGUUUUAAUAGAGAAUUCUGAUCCUCGGACCAAUCAAAUCACCUCAGGUAUACAUUCAGUUAGGAUUGUAUGAAAUGGCAUAUGUUAUUUAGUCUCUGCAUCAUAGUUACAAUAUUGUUUUUAAGAGAAGGAUUGGAUAACCUUCUUAAAUGAGUUCUAUUGUUGUAUUUUGCCAGAAUAAUGUUACACAAAGAUAAGAUAGUUAAGUUACGAAUUUGGCAUCGAAAUAAAGUUAGAAUCUUUUGCUAUGGCA
Molecule: messenger RNA, 1838 nt
Organism: Erigeron canadensis
Lineage: Eukaryota; Viridiplantae; Streptophyta; Magnoliopsida; Asterales; Asteraceae
Product: phosphomevalonate kinase, peroxisomal
Exons: 11
Coding region: 147-1658 (503 amino acids)
Biological process (GO): isopentenyl diphosphate biosynthetic process, mevalonate pathway
Cellular component (GO): peroxisome
Molecular function (GO): phosphomevalonate kinase activity; ATP binding
Source: RefSeq, a predicted model, not a curated record